This is a messenger RNA of Penicillium cosmopolitanum, 744 nucleotides long. RefSeq lists its product as uncharacterized. NCBI's taxonomy places the organism in Eukaryota, Fungi, Ascomycota, Eurotiomycetes, Eurotiales, Aspergillaceae. The transcript has 2 exons. The record is from RefSeq and is a predicted model, not a curated record. Bases 1 to 744 code for a protein of 247 amino acids.
AUGGACCCAGACGCAAGCAUUCCGGACUCCGAACCCUCCACCUUCAACUACAUCCUUUCCUUCCUCCUAGUCGGCGUUGCAUGGGGCUUCACAACCCCUUUUAUCCGGCGCGCAGCGGCAGACUUCAACGCGCGACAAGAGAAGCAACAGCAACAGCAGCAGCAGUCCGACACAGAUUCCCGCGGACGAUCGCAGACUCAAUCGUCGAGUCCGGACUUUCGCGACGAGCCAGAUAAGGAGCAGGAGCUUCUUCGGAAUGAUGCGGAUGUUGAGGGUGAGGGGGUGAGAAGACGGAGUACUAGUCAGCAGCGACAAGAGCAGCAGGCUGCUACUACCAGUGCAGGCGCGGCUGUAGCCACUGCCGCAGGUACUGGACAAGAGGGCGAUGUGGAUAACACGCCAGCGCCAGCCUGGAUGCAAUCGAAAUCGCAAUCACAGCAGAAGUCCUGGCUGCGCACGAAGAUUGUGUCUAUAUUCUGGACCGUUGUGAAUAUGCUCCGUACGCCGGCGUACUCGAUUCCACUGAUCAUCAAUUUGACGGGGAGUAUUUGGUUUUUCUUGCUUGUUGGAAAGCACGAACUCUCUUUGACAGUGCCGCUGGCGAACUCGAGUGCGUUUUUGUUCACGGUUUUGGGCGAGUGGUAUGUUGAUCGGAAGGUUAUUGCGAAAGAGACCUGGUUGGGACUGGUGUUGGUGUUGGGCGGUAUUGCGUUGUGUGUGCAUUCGAAGAAUCAGACUGGUUGA